AUGGAUACGACAACUGUUGGACCUUUCGAUCUUGACUCCAUUUUGGUUGGCGCCCAUGAGAUGGGGAGCGAUGGAUUCCCUGUGGCCAGCGUGCCUGAUAAGGGAAUUGUACUCUUUAUUGUCGGCACGGUGAUGGUGAUUAUUGCCGGGCUUGUUGUUCUUCUCCGGCUGGUUGGCAGAUAUCUCAGAGAAGGACUUCGGAUAGAUGACUGGACGAUUCUUGCGGCAUUGCUCAUCGCAAUCGUUUUUACGGUAGUCCAUAAUAUAGGUGUUAGAUAUGGCCUGGGGAAACAUGGAGAUGAUAUUCCGGAGCAAGACAAAAUUCAAGCAUUCAAGAUGCUUCUCUGUGCGCAAGUACUGUUUAAACUUAUCAUUGGUCUUACAAAAGCAUCGAUAUUAUUCCUAUACCUGAGAGUCUUCGCUGCCAACAAGUACUUCCGGUGGGCUUGCAUUAGCCUUAUCAUCUUCAGUAGCCUGGCAUCCAUCGCAUACGUCUUUCCAACGCUUUUCCAAUGUCGGCCGCUGGCGGCCUUUUGGGAUCGCACAAUUCCACAUGAAUGCAUGAACGAUCUGGGCAUCUGGCUAUCGUAUGCUCUGAUCAACAUCAUCACCGACAUUUUGAUAUUCGCCCUGCCUAUAUAUUAUAUUUCCCGACUCAGUCUUGAGUUCCGGGAUAAAAUAGCCCUAAUCUUUGUUUUUCUUCUCGGUGGAUUUGUUUGCCUUAUUAGUAUAAUUCGCACCAUGACUUUCUCAAAAUCCGCCCAGCCGGUCGAUGUUACAUAUACCUUUCUCUUCAAUGCCAUAUGGGCUACCAUUGAGCUAAACACCGCCAUAAUAUGCGCCUGUCUACCUAUAAUCCGCCAACCACUUUCCAUACUCUUCCCCACAGUUUUCGGAAGCUCACCACAGUCAAGGGGCAGAUGCUCAAGCUUAUUCGGUUUUCGCUCUGCACGAUAUCGAAAUCAACGGGUGGCAAACCCUUCUCUCAGCAUCGCGGCUAGCCUACCUUGGAACAUGCAUAACGGGGACAACGUUGUGACAACCAUGGUAGAGCCCGGACGAGAUCUCGAACUCAGCAGAACAGGGAGCGAAGAACGAAUAAUUAAUAUGGAGACGCUCGAGGCGAAUAAUGGAGGGAUCCUAAAACAGACCGCGGUUUAUGUUUCUGAGACUAGAAAGGCGUAA
Messenger RNA from Microsporum canis CBS 113480, 1185 nucleotides. RefSeq lists its product as uncharacterized. Bases 1 to 1185 code for a protein of 394 amino acids. Lineage: Eukaryota; Fungi; Ascomycota; Eurotiomycetes; Onygenales; Arthrodermataceae. The record is from RefSeq and is a predicted model, not a curated record. The transcript has 6 exons.